Molecule: messenger RNA, 924 nt
Organism: Pestalotiopsis fici W106-1
Lineage: Eukaryota; Fungi; Ascomycota; Sordariomycetes; Amphisphaeriales; Sporocadaceae
Exons: 1
Coding region: 1-924 (307 amino acids)
Source: RefSeq, a predicted model, not a curated record
AUGCUCCAAGCCGUUGGUAUAACCGUCUCCCGGACACAGCUCCUCGAACGCUCCGAGCCACUCCGCACCGAGCUGGGCGCCCCGGGUCGCUUCCGGUCCAUCGACGACGAAGGUGAGUACAGGGACCAGAGUUUAAGCUUGGCCGAUACGCCAUUCUGGUGCCCCAAACCAGCACAGAUUCUCGACGACAUUGAGACGUCGGUCGCAUUUGACCCGCGAGCAGCGUGCCGGGAGCCACUAGCACGAUCUCGUCGCGGAACUCUCUCCGAAAAGGCUUCCCUCAAGGUCAAAGUCCCAGAGGAGGACCAGCGACCACCGGUGCGACGAGAGCGCACACGCACCAUAACACGCCGUGGCACCAUCACCGGCACUUUGAAAGAGAUCGUGGUGCCCCUCUACGACGAAGAACUGACCCAGCGACAGGACACCGACGGUCUCCCCAUCACAGCCACACGUGCCGGGUACGAGCUGGCCAAGUACCUGCGCGCGCGCGAGUUUCUCGUCGUGCACGUCUUUCCCUCGCUGGACCGCGUCCUCCCCGACGUGCGCUGCUUCCGCACCGCGACGCUGGUCAAGCUCGUGGCCGGGCUCGUCUAUGCCGCCAUCGCGCUGCUCCGCACUGAUAAUCUGGCCUCGUUUGGAGCCGCCGGCCAGGCUCUGGGGGAAGGUAAGUUUCAGGCCCUAGCUCGUGGAGACGAGCACAGCCUUGAUGCAGGUCUAGAGAUUCUUGCCGGUCUUCCACGGCUGGACUUGCUCGGUGCCCGGAAAAUGGUCUUUAUUGUAGAUGGCCUAGACACGGCCGUAAGUGACAAGACAAGGGACAAGGUAAAGCGUUUUGAAAAUGUGUUGGCUCGUCUUUGCUCUAGGGAAAGGGCACAUCUAAUUUAUACCCUUAGUGACAGUAUGGUCCAGCUUGGCCAGUAA